GACGAAUAAAAGAAACCGGUCUUCUAUGGAUGGCGCAUCUCUUCACACCGGAGGGUCUAUUCCUCAUCGUUUGCAUUGGAAAAGAAUGAGAAAGGAAAAGGGUGCAGAUCCAUCAUUGACCGAGUUCUAUUUUCGCACACAUCGGAAAAAGGAUCAAAGUUGGGUUGGAGUUCAUGCUGAAUCUGCAUAUGAUAAAUUUGAACAGAAAAAGUUGGAGAUUUCUUCUCAGAAUCCAACUAUUCCAGGAGAGGACGAAGCUGAUAGUCAACCAACUAAUGAAAUGCCACCUGAUUUGGAUAUAUGGGUAGAGUCGGUUGGAAAGAAGAAAGGGAAUAGGGUAUUUGGUCUUGGAACCGCAUCUAAGACUUUGGUUUCUGUAUCAAAGAAACCCUCAAGUCUUUCAAGUGACUCUCAAGAGGUUGAUGUUUUGAGAAGUCAAGUCCAUGCCUUAAAUGCAUCGUUGCAAAGACAAGAACAAGAGAAGAUGGUGAUGAGGCAACAAUUGCAUCGACAGGAAGAAAAGAUGGCCGAAGCGAAUAAUAAAAUUUCAUUUUUAAUGAAUCAUUUAGGAUUUGUUGGGUCUUCUUCUCAUCCACCACAACCCAUUAAUGAAAGUGAUCACACAAAUGAAGAUGUCGUCGAUGAAACAGAUGAAGAAGACCUUAGUAAUGAAUUUUGAUUUGUAUUUUUUUCAUUUUGACUUAGUUUUUGGAUUGUAUUAUCUUUUUAACCUGUCAAACAAAUGAUUA
Messenger RNA from Vicia villosa (hairy vetch), 749 nucleotides. RefSeq lists its product as uncharacterized. Lineage: Eukaryota; Viridiplantae; Streptophyta; Magnoliopsida; Fabales; Fabaceae. The transcript is spliced from 3 exons. The record is from RefSeq and is a predicted model, not a curated record. The coding region runs from base 26 to 679 and encodes 217 amino acids.